AUGUCGGCCUCGGCGGCGAAAGUGAGGAGAAAGGAGCUGAACUCGAACCCCGACGGAGCGGACGACCCCGCCGAGAGAGGGCGUAAGGAAGUUCUCGAACACAUCGAGGAAGUUCAGCGGGAACUGGAUAGGCUGGGGGAGCAGGCCACCGAGGAGAUCUUAAAAGUAGAGCAGAAGUACAGUAAACCUCGUCGGCCGUUCUUUGAGAUGAGGUCAAAACUGAUCCUCAAAAUCCCCAACUUCUGGGUCGCCACGUUCGUCAACCACCCACAGGUGUCCGCCCGGCUGGGCGAGGAAGACGAGGAGGCGCUUCAGUACCUGAGGCGAGUGGACGUGUCGGACUUUGAAGACGUCGAGUCAGGCGACAGAAUAGAUUUUCAUUUUGACGAAAACCCGUACUUCGAAAACCAAGUGCUUUCCAAGGAGUUUCGUCUGAGCGAGAGCGGAGACCCAUGUUCAAAGUCGACGGAGGUCAAAUGGAAACCGGGGAAGGAUCUGACCAAGCGCUCCGACCAGACGCGAAACAACGUGGGGGGGAAGAGGCGACAGGAAGAACCGGAGAGCUUCUUCGCCUGGUUCACUGACCGCGCUGAUGCCGGGGUUGAUGAGCUGGCGGAAGCCAUUAAGGAUGACAUCUGGCCAAACCCCCUGCCCUACUUCUUGGUUCCUGACACGGAUGAUGAAGAGGGCGAAGGCGAGGAGGAUGGUGAAGACGAAGAAGGCCCGGAGGACAUAAGUGAGGAAGGUGGAGAAGAAGGUGAGGAAGGCGGAGAAGAAGAUGAGGAGGAGGACGGAGAGGACGACGAUGGAGAAGAUGACUAA
Molecule: messenger RNA, 822 nt
Organism: Lampris incognitus (smalleye Pacific opah)
Lineage: Eukaryota; Metazoa; Chordata; Actinopteri; Lampriformes; Lampridae
Product: protein SET-like
Exons: 1
Coding region: 1-822 (273 amino acids)
Biological process (GO): nucleosome assembly
Cellular component (GO): nucleus; chromatin
Molecular function (GO): chromatin binding; histone binding
Source: RefSeq, a predicted model, not a curated record